This is a messenger RNA of Penicillium brevicompactum, 297 nucleotides long. RefSeq names its product dynein light chain DYN2. The record is from RefSeq and is a predicted model, not a curated record. The coding region runs from base 1 to 297 and encodes 98 amino acids. Gene Ontology annotation, molecular function: dynein light intermediate chain binding; dynein intermediate chain binding. Gene Ontology annotation, biological process: microtubule-based process; cilium assembly. NCBI's taxonomy places the organism in Eukaryota, Fungi, Ascomycota, Eurotiomycetes, Eurotiales, Aspergillaceae. The transcript has 7 exons. Gene Ontology annotation, cellular component: cytoplasmic dynein complex.
AUGGCCAACCUUCCUACAAACGACAGCAAGGAGAAGAUGGAAGCACAGGUGAAGUCUGUUGACAUGACCGAAGAUAUGCAGCAGGAGGCUAUCGCCCUUGCGAUUGAGGCCAUGGACAAAUUCCGUGUCGAGAAAGAUAUCGCACAGUACAUCAAGAAAGAGUUCGACUCACGCAAAGGUGCUACCUGGCAUUGUGUUGUUGGCCGCAACUUUGGAAGCUUCGUGACACACGAAACCAAACAUUUCAUCUACUUCUACCUCGGUCACUGCGCGAUCCUCCUCUUCAAGACCCAGUAA